CCCACCAUAUAAAAACUCCGCAAAUCACUGAAUCAGUCUCUAAAACCCUUUCCUUCGACAGUUGAUUUUUUCUUCUUUAUUACCUCCAAUGAACGGGCACCGUCCCCACUUCCGGCAAGGAGGCGGCGGAGGUGGCCGAGGCCGCGGCCAACCACCGCCAUCGCUACCGUUACAAUCUCCUCCUCUAAAUAUGGACCCCAAUCUCGCCCUCCAAAACAUUUACUUACAGAGCAUGGCUAAUGCUAUGCUCCAUGGUUUCGCUCCUCAACAAAACUACUUUCCUGUCCAUCAAAACCCUAACUUCCCAAUCCAAAAUCCUUAUUUUCCAAUCCAAAAUACCAAUAUCCCUCCUCCGCAGCAAUUCUCCAACGGUUUAGCUCAACAACAGCAGGAACAACCUCCUCAGAACUCAGCUCAAAAAGGAGGUCAAAACUUGCCUUCUCCUCAAAAUACAGAACAGUUGAAACAGAAAGGGCAAAAACACGAGAGAGGUGAGCGAGAAGUGGAGAAGGCGCAGCAUGAUUUAGCUCAACAACAACAACAGCAACAUCCUCACAACUCAGCUCAGCAACAAGUUCAAUACAUGCCUCGUCAAAAUACGAAAAAACACAAACGGAAAGAAACUCUUGAGAGAGUUGACCGAGCAGCGGAGAAGGCCUGGCAGGAUCUUCUUGCGGCCGGAGAGAGUGUUUCAGCAUGGAAAGUGUCGCAGGCUGCGCUUGUGACUCUGCAGGUUGACUCGUGGGACUCUUUGGGGUUUCGAAUGCAGGAGGUGCCAUCGCUGCACCGGCUUAUUCUGACUGAAGGGAAGGUUAAUGCAUUUAUUCAUUGCUUUGUUGGGGUCCGGAGAAUUACAUCAUUGUAUGAUUUGGAAGUGGCAAUUUGCGAGAAUGAGGGUAUUGAGGAGUUUGAAGAACUGGAAUUGGGCCCUUUGCUGCGACAUCCACUAGUCUUGCAUUAUUUUUCAGUGAAUUCUGAUGCAACUGAAGUGUUGAAGAUAACUACUGAGGACAUUAUCUUGAGCCUUCAUGAGUACAUGAGUACUUUUAGCAAAAAAGAAAUAAAUAUUGAUGAAUUUCUGGAUUUCAUUGCAAAGAAGCAAUCUGUCAAGGGAAAGGGAAAUCUUGGUGUGCGUAUUCAAGGCUUGGGAAUGCAUAUUUCUUUUAUUAGGGAGGCCAAGAGAUCUAAAAAUAGUACUCUAAAGAAAUGUCUGAAGACAUUGAAAAGAAAAUCUGAAGCCAAGACAUCACGGAAUGGAUCUGGUAAUAAAUGCCGGAAACGUCCUCUUUUAUCCACACAGAAAAAGGAUCUGGAUGAACGUUUUUCUGCCAUGUCUCAGCGCGUUGAAUCUUUUGCUUCAGCACACAAGGAUUUCCGUGGAAAGCACAUAAGAUUUGAUUCAUCAUGCUCAGAGGAUGAAGAAAGUGAUGAUAGUACAAAUGAUGAUAAAAUGAAUAGCAGUGAUGAGGGGAGGCCCUUCUCAUUGCAGAAUGUCAAUAGUACUGAUAGGGUGAGUAGCUGUCCUUACCCGUCUGCAACCGAAGAAAUGUCACGGCUGGGUUUGAAGGGUGAAAUGGGUGGCCAAUCUUCUCCACUUAGUAGCAGCUUGAGGCACAAAAGGUAUGGUGGAUCACGUAGAAAGAAAAGGAAAUUGGAAGAUGUAAGUUGCACUGCCUCUGCUCCCUCCAAAUUGUGUAAACAAGAAACAGGGAAACACAAUACUCAUAAAAUUGAAAAUGACAAUGAUGCUGAGGAGGUCACCAUCGUAAGUGAAGAUGAUAUUUCAAUUUCUGAUAACUCCAUGAGAAUGUUUAUCACAACCUGGAAGGAGGCAUGCAAGGAGCACACUGUGGCUGAGGUUCUCGAGAGAAUGCUUCAGUUUUAUAAACCCUCGAAUGAUAGGAAGGCUUCUCAACAAAGGAAAAAAAUCAAGUCAUUGUUUUUGUCCUACCCAUGUAUUGGAUUACUCAAUGUUGCUGUGACAUCUAUGAAAUGUGGAAUGUUGGAUAGCAUCUAUGAUACUUUCCAAGCCUUUACCCAACAUGAAUCGCCCAACACCCUUUCUGAAUACGAGAGCAUUGAUGUUGAACCAGGUGAAAAGCAGAAACCAGUUGUCCCUGACCAUAGUCUGCAGCAAACACGUGCAGGUGUUACAGUUGAAGAAGUUCUGGGGAAAAUUAAUGAGUAUUAUGAAUUUGAUCACAAGUUUGUGAGUAAUAGAAAAUUUCUUCCAGAGGACAAAUUUAUUUCUGUGAAGAAGGUGUGCAGUUGUGAGUUCUGGCUGGUUGACCAAUUUUGUAUUAAGGAAUUCAAGUCCCUUGGUUAUGGGGAGUUUUUCAUUUUCCUAGAGAAACAUGCCUCUCUAUUACCUACUGAAUUACAGAAGCUCUUAGCUGGUGACACAUGUGAAAAGUCUCCUGUGGAGGUUUCCCUGCUUCAGCAUCAGUUGAUGGUGUUAGUAUCACAGGCUUCAAAUAGUUUAUGUGAGGGUGAAUCUAUCUCCAAGAAGAUGAUUUCUGCAUUGCUUGUAAAGCAAUUUCCUAUGCUUAGUUUUAAAAUUACGGAGAAUGGAUCAAUCGAAGACUUCCUGCACAUUGUAGGUGAAAAUAAGAAUAAUGUGAUUUCAAAAUGUGUUGUGUUUUCUGCAACAUUGUUAGAAAAUCAUCACAUUGGAGAUCCGUUAAAGGAAGAUGAUAUUGUGGAAAGCACUGGAAUAAGAACCAACAACGGCCAGAAUGAUUCUGCUACCUCUAAAAAUGCAAUUGAAGUUUUGCUUAGGGCACCUUUGUUAUCUGAUUUAAACUCAUGGUCACAUUGGGACCUCAUAUUUGCUCCUUCUCUUGGUCCUCUUGUGGGAUGGUUGUUGAAUGAGGUGAGUGCCAAAGAAUUUUUGUGCUUGGUAACAAAGGAUGGUAAGGUGAUUCGAAUUGAUCAGUCUGCUAAUGUAGAUUCAUUCUUGGAAGCUGCACUUCAGCGAUCAUCCUUCCAAACAGCAGUCAAACUGUUAUCCUUGUUAUCAUUGGCUGGCGGGGAAAAGCAUGUUCCUUUGUCCCUUCUAAAAUGUUAUGCACGCCAUGCAUUUGAUGUCAUUUUGAAGAAUCAUUUUGAAAAUAAGGCAGUACAGGACAAUAACAAUUAUUUAUUGCUUGGAAAAAUAGUUGAUGAGGGUGCUAAUAAUUUAAGUGGUGAAUUGCAUAAAAACUCAAUCCAAAUGAAUCAGGUGGUGCCUGUUGCUUCAAGAUUUGUACUUGAUUCUCUCGCCUAUCUGCCUUCAGAAUUUCGUGGUUUUGCAGCUGGUGUGUUGCUUUCUGGAAUGCAGUCUGUGAUUAAAGAUGCCCCUUCAGCCAUAUUGUUUGAAUGCAACCAAGAAGAACGUGUCAUGCUUCAUGAAAUAGGGUUAUCUAUUGGCAUAGUGGAGUGGAUUGACGAUUACCACGCAUUUUGUUUAACUGGUACCACCGACUUGUUCACAUCUUCUGAGCCGGCACACUUGGAAGCUGCUGGAUCUGCAGUAAGCACAGGCUUGAGGUAUACCCAAAAUGUACUGGAUAGGUCUUCUUGUGGUGAUGGGGAAACAAUUGUACAUCAAGAAGAUGUGCAUAAUGAAGCAGUUACUGAAACUAGUCUCACAAUUCAAGAUAUAGUUUCCAGCAAUGAAAUUGGCAUUGGUUGUGCAGAAGAAUCAUCUGAACUUGACAAACAGAAGGAUGCAGCCCUGGUAAUUGAAUCUAUCAGGAGAGAUGAAUUUGGUUUGGAUCCGAAUCUUUCAUGCAUGGAGAGCACCAUGCUGAGAAAGCAACAUGCUCGCUUAGGGAGAGCACUUCAUUGUCUUUCUCAGGAAUUGUACUCUGAGGAUUCUCAUUUUCUUCUUGAGCUGGUUCAAAAUGCUGAUGAUAAUAUCUAUCCUGAAUGCGUGGAACCGACUCUUACAUUCAUUCUUCAAGAAUCAGGUGUUAUUGUUUUAAAUAAUGAGCGGGGCUUCUCUGCUCAAAAUAUCAGAGCUCUUUGUGAUGUUGGAAAUUCGACCAAGAAAGGAUCUGGCACUGGAUACAUAGGGCAGAAAGGAAUUGGCUUCAAAUCAGUCUUUCGGGUAACGGAUGCUCCAGAGAUUCAUUCCAAUGGUUUUCAUAUCAAAUUUGAUGUAAGUGAAGGUCAGAUUGGUUUUGUUUUGCCCACAGUUGUACCUCCUUGCAAUGUUGACUUGUUUAGCAGACUGGUGUUUGGGGAGACUGGUCAAAUGGAUAAGAAGUGUUGGAAUACUUGUAUUGUGCUUCCUUUCCGGUCACAGUUAUCAGAAGGAACUGCCAUGAAAAUUUUUUCAGAUCUUCAUCCUUCUUUACUACUCUUUCUUCAUCGGCUUCAGUGUAUUAUGUUUCGUAAUGUUGUUAAUGAUUCACUUGUUGUGAUGAGGAAAGAAGUUUUGCAAGAUGGUAUUAUCAAGGUUUCAUGUGGAAAAGAUAAAAUGACUUGGCUUGUUGCCUCUCAGAAGUUGCAGGCACGUGCCGGUCGUCCUAAAGUUCAGACAACUGAAAUAGCUAUAGCAUUUACACUGGAGGAAUCAGAUAAUGGGGAUUACCAUCCACGUUUGGACCAACAGCCUGUUUUUUCUUUUCUUCCACUAAGGACAUAUGGUCUGAAAUUUAUUCUCCAAGGCGACUUUGUUCUUCCUUCAUCCAGAGAAGAAGUGGAUAAGAAUGAUCCCUGGAAUGAGUGGUUGUUGACAAAGUUUCCUGGUUUGUUUGUUAAUGCAGAGAGAUCAUUUUGUGCUCUUUCUUGUUUUAGGGAGAAUCCAGGAAAAGCUGUGACAGCUUAUAUGAGCUUUGUCCCACUUGUUGGGGAGGUGCAUGGUUUUUUUUCUGCGCUUCCUAAAGCAAUUGCUUUAGAAUUACAAAGGACAAGCUGCCUCCUUCUGGAAGGGGACAAUUGUAAGAUGGUUCCUCCAUGCAAUGUUUUGAGAGGUUGGAAUGAACAAGCUCGCAUUCUUCUACCUGAUGGCUUGCUUCAAGAACACCUUGGCCUUGGAUUCUUAGAUAAGAAUAUAGUGUUGUCUGAUUCACUCGCAAAGGCACUGGGUAUUGCAGAGUAUGGACCAGAAAUUCUAAUAAAAUUUAUAGCUUGUUUAUGCCAUACAGAAAAUGGCUUAAAGACAAUGGGUUUUGGUUGGUUAUCUUCUUUCCUAAGUGCUGUUUAUAUAAUGUUUUCCCAUUCUUCCGGAUCAACCGAUCUUAUAGAUAAGCUUCAGCGGAUUCCAUUUAUUCCUCUUUCCGAUGGUACAUACAGCUCAGUUGAUAGGGGUACAAUUUGGUUACAUUCUGAUAUUUUAAGUACUGGGUUUGAUGGUGCACAGGAACUUGUGGCGUUUCCACAAUUAUAUGUUAAACUUCAGACUGUAAAUCCUGCCCUCUUUUCUGCAUCAGCUGUUGAUGGGACUUUAGUAGACAAUAGUGCUAGGAUGCUUCAGAAAAUUGGUGUUCAACAGCUUUCUGCACAUGAAAUUGUCAAGGUUCACAUUUUACCAUCGAUAUCUGAUUACAGAAUCACAAAUAGUGAUGAGGGUUUAAUGACAGAUUAUCUCUGCUUUGUGAUGAUACACCUACAAUCUAACUGCUCUCAUUGUUGUGUUGAAAGGAAGUACAUUAUAUCUGAGUUACAAAAUAAAGCUUAUAUAUUGACAAAUCUUGGAUAUAGAAGACCUGUUGAGACAUCCAUUCAUUUUAGUAAAGAAUAUGGAAAUCCUAUCAAUAUAAAUAAAUUGGUUAAUGUUGUAGAUAUGAAAUGGCAUGAGGUUGAUAUCACCUAUUUGAAGCAUCCAGGAAAUGAUUCACUCUUUAAUGGGUUGAUGAAGUGGAGAGGUUUUUUCCAGGAAAUUGGUGUCACAGAUUUUGUGCGAGUUGAGCCAAUUGAAAAAGGUAUUUCAGAUUUAUAUCAUACUGUUUCGAAGAAUAUAACAUGGGAUACAGAGCUCAUUUCCCCUGGAUCAGUAGUCAAAGAUUGGGAAUCCUAUGAGUUAGUGCAAAUAUUGUCGCACUUGUCCAUGAGCGGUGAUAGGGAACGUUGUAAAUAUCUCUUAGAGGUUCUUGACACGCUAUGGGAUGAUAACUUCAGUGACAAAGCCACUGGUUACUGCUUUUCAAAAUCUAGUGUUGAUGGCAGAACAUUUAAGUCUUCCUUUUUAGGCAGCAUCCACGAUGUUCAGUGGGUGGUAUCAAGCAUAGAUGAUGAGCUCCACUACCCCAAAGAUUUAUUCUAUGAUAGCGAUGUGGUACACUCUAUCCUGGGUGGUUCUGCUCCAUAUGCUCUUCCAAAGGUAAGAAGCACAAAGCUGUUGGGGGAUAUUGGCUUUAAGACUAAAGUUACUCUUGAUGAUGCCCUGGAAGUUUUAAGAAUAUGGAGGGAAUCAGAGACCCCUUUCAAGGCCAGCAUAACACAAAUGUCUAAAUUAUACACAUUUAUCUGGGAUGAAAUGGCUGCUUCAAAGAAGAAAGUUUUAGAGGCACUGCUUUCCGUUUCAUUUAUUUUUGUUCCAUAUGAAUCUGGUUCAAGGCACGAGGAUCUAGUGUCCGGUGUAUUCUUGUCUUCUGAAGAAGUUUAUUGGCAUGAUCCAACUGGUUCUAUCAACAACAUGAAGGAGGUUCAUCCUCAAUGUGGUUUGACAGGUGUGCCUCAGCGGCCCUUAAGCAAGACGUUGUGCAAUGUUUAUUCAGGACUUCAUGACUUUUUUGUUAAAGAGUGUGGAGUACACGAGAUCCCUUCUUGCCGUAGCUAUUUUGAUAUUUUACGUCAGUUAUCAACUGUUGCUUUGCCUUCACAGGCAGCUAGUACAGUUUUCCAAGUCUUUCUGAAGUGGACUGAUGGGCUGAAAUCUGAUUUACUCAGCUCUGAAGAUAUCAUUUACAUGAAAGAAUGUCUUCUAAAAGUAGAAUAUACGAUACUUCCCACUAUACAAGAUAAGUGGGUUUCAUUGCACCCUUCAUUUGGCCUAGUGUGCUGGUGUGAUGAUAAGAAUUUGAAGAAGAUCUUUAAGGAUCUGGACAACAUUGAUUUCCUGUACUUCGGCAAUCUUAGUGACUAUGAGGAAGAGAUGCUUCAAACUAAGGUCUCUGACCUGAUGCAUAAUUUAGGGAUUCCUGCUCUGUCAGAGAUUAUAACUCGAGAAGCAAUAUACUAUGGUCCAUCAGACUGUAGCUUCAAAGCUGCAUUGGUUGACUGGGCACUUCCUUAUGCUCAGCGCUAUAUCUAUAGUGUACACCCUGAUAAGUAUCUCCAAUUUAAGCUGUCUGGAUUGGAUAAUCUUGAGCAGCUAAAGAUUACUGUUGUUGAGAAGUUAUUCUACAGGAAUGUGAUAAAAAGCUGUGGCAGUGCAUCUAAGAAGCGAUAUGAAUGUAGCUGUCUUCUGCAGGGUAAUACAUUGUACACAACUUCGGAAUCAGAUUCACAUGUGCUCUUUUUGGAGCUUUCUCGUUUGUUCUUUGAGGGUACUUCAGAUUUACACUUGGCAAAUUUCCUUCAUAUGAUCACAACAAUGGUAGAAUCUGGCUCCACAGAAGACCAAACAGAGUUCUUCAUUGUAAACAGCCAAAAGGUGCCAAAGCUUCCUGAUGAUGAAUCUGCUUGGUCACUCUCAUCUAUUUGUACUUUGACAGAGAAUGACGAAUCACUUAAGAUAGGUACUGCGUCAACAGCAAUAAACGAUCAGAAGAUGUCUAAGUACAAGAGGAAAGUGGGAAUCAGCUCAAAUUGGCCACCUGUGGAUUGGAAAACUGCACCAGGUUUUGGUUAUGCUCGUGCAAAUGGUUUUAAAACUCAGGCUGUUGUAUCGCAUCCUAGCAGUUCAUGCAAGACUGAGGAGGAUGAUUCAGAGGACAUUAUCAUUCAAACAGAUACCUCGGUGCCAAUUGAGAUUGAUACAGAUUGGACUAUAGAAGAGAACACGGCAGGAUCAAUUUUACCAGACUCUGAAAGUGUGGACAAACAUUCUGCUCAUGCUUGCAAUCAGACUGUAAAUUUGGAUUUUGCAUCUGACCCUGUUGGCUUAACUCUCAUUGCUGAUGUCCCUGAACUCAGGAGAGAGAAGUUGAACACUGGGACUGCUAAUGCCGCACAAUUACUGCUUACUGGAAGACUGGGGGAGCGUGUAGCUUUCAAAUAUUUAACUGAAAAAUUUGGUGAGAAAGUAGUGAAGUGGGUUAAUGAAGACAAAGAAACUGGGUUGCCCUAUGAUAUAGUUAUAGAGGAGGAGGAAAAUAGGAAAGAGUACUUCGAAGUAAAAGCAACAAAAUCUGCAAGGAAGGACUGGUUCAUCAUAUCAAUGAGAGAGUGGCAAUUUGCAGUUGAAAAAGGUGAUUCUUAUAGCAUUGCUCAUGUGGUUCUUCUAAGUAAUAAUACAGCAAAGGUCACAUUAUUCCAAAAUCCUGCAAAACAAUGUCAGGCAGGCAAGUUGCAAUUGGUUUUUAUGAUGCCAAGGCAUAAGGAAUCCACUGUCGUCUCCUAACUGGAGCUAUUUUGCUGUAUUUCUAACAUGGACGAAGGAUGUGCGUGAUUGUUUGACCUCACCAUUUUUUUUUCUUUUUGGUGCAAUUGGCAUUAACUAUGAUUCAAACUCAAAUCUCACAGUUUGAUGACCACCGACCACUGAUCUAAAGCUUGUUGGUUGUCCUUACCUGUUAUUGAUUGAUUUGAUUUGAUAGGAACGGUUUAAAAAGUUGAGCCCGCCUGUGUAAUUUUCGUUAGAUGCAGUACACUUUCUGACAGAACGCUUCAAUCCGACUCUGCAUAAAGUGCUUUGCUGCUGGCUAUUGUCAAGGUCUGUUCAGUGAUAUUAUAAGAUAUUUCCAGAGGAAGUAUAGUCCGGACUGCCAGGCCUUUUCCUGUUGUAUUCAUUGGAAGACAAUUUUAACACUUUGUAUAUAGAUAGAGAGAGAGAGAUACAUUUCAAAGGUAAUUUACUCUCUAGUUCUUGGUUUUAUCAUUAUUAAUAUUUUUCAUUCUUGUA
Molecule: messenger RNA, 8992 nt
Organism: Hevea brasiliensis (rubber tree)
Lineage: Eukaryota; Viridiplantae; Streptophyta; Magnoliopsida; Malpighiales; Euphorbiaceae
Product: protein NO VEIN
Exons: 13
Coding region: 89-8491 (2800 amino acids)
Biological process (GO): leaf vascular tissue pattern formation; root development; embryo development ending in seed dormancy
Cellular component (GO): nucleus
Source: RefSeq, a predicted model, not a curated record